Anolis sagrei ordinatus is the source of this 3959-nucleotide messenger RNA. NCBI's taxonomy places the organism in Eukaryota, Metazoa, Chordata, Lepidosauria, Squamata, Anolidae. The record is from RefSeq and is a predicted model, not a curated record.
GAAGAAACGCACUUCCGCCUUGGAGAACACAGCACAGGAAGGCGAGAGGCGGACACCAUUAGAAGGGAUCCUCGCUGAGCGGAUCAUGGGCGGCUCCUGGAAGUGAAGGAAGGGGGAAAAAGACAGCAAGGUUUCUGUUCGUGAAUCCCGAUUUGGUCUUCUGACUUGAGCAGGAUCCAGGUUUCCCAGACCACAUCAAUUUGGUGAAAAUGGAGCGUUCAUCACAGCGUGGCAAAGGAUUUCUUAACAUUGUUGUGAUAAAAGUUGAGGAAGAUGAGGAUCCCGUGGACGAAAGUGCAGACAGUAAUGAUGCCCAUACAGAUUUUCCUGAGGAGCCCACAUUGCUAGACGAAGAAGAGGAACCACACAAUUCUGAUGAAGAGGAAUCAGAGAACUUUCCAAAGACUAGCCAAGGAUUUCAAGGUAUUGUAGUUGAAGAAGAUGAAGACUUGGAAGAUAGUGCAGCUGUUACCGGUGUCUGUACAGGAUUUUCUGACAUAGUAGAAGACAAAGAGUUGUGCAACCGGGAAUCCAAAAAAGGUUCAAGUGUUGCUCGGAACCGUUCAGAUAAAUGGAAGAAUAGCACAUUAUACAAAUACUUGGAGAGCGGAAGCUAUACAGCUGACAGUCCACCCCAUCUGAGGCACCCAAUAGACCUCAUAGCAGAGGAAGAAGAUAGUUUCCAGAAGCCUGACUUUACUCAGAGCUCACGCUUUAUGAGACCUCCAGCAGUCCCCACAAGUGAGAAAUUUCAUGGCUUCCAGGAGCGGGAGAAGUAUUUUGCUGAGACAUCGGCUCUUCUGAUGCAAGACGCAGGAGAGAAGUCGUAUCAAUGCCAGGAGUGUGCUAAAAGUUUCACUUGCAUUCCAGACCUUGUCAACCACUGGAAAGUCCACAUAGGGGAGAAUGCAUGCAAAUGCCAGGAGUGGGGAGGGUGUUUUUCUGAGGCUGAACAUCUUGGGAACCACCAAGAAAUGCACCCAGGAGGAAAACCGGGUGAAUGCCUAGAUUGGGGGAAAUGCUUCUCUUACAGUGCAUACCUUGAGAGGCACCAGAAACCCGAAGACGUGUUGAAACCUUAUAAAUGCCAGGAUUGUGGGAAGGGCUUUGCAUCCACUGCAUAUCUUCGGCGGCACAUGAGGGUCCACUCAGGGGUGAAGCCAUACAAAUGCCAAGAGUGUGGCAAGUCUUUCUCUUUCAGUUCCCACCUGGUGAUCCAUAAGCGAGUCCACACAGGAGAGAAACCGUACAAAUGCAAGGAGUGCGGGAAAUCAUUUGCCUCGAGCCCACAACUUGCCAACCACCAAAGGAUCCACACCGGGGAGAAGCCCUAUAAAUGCCAGGAAUGUGGGAAAUGCUUUACCCAGAGCUCCCAUCUCAUGGGUCACUUGAGCAUUCACACAGGGGAGAAGCCGUAUGAAUGCCAAGAAUGCAGAAAGUGCUUUGCUCGCAGCUCAGACCUCGUCUACCACUGGAGAGUCCACACAGGAGAGAAGCCGUUUAAAUGCGAGGUGUGCGGGAAAUACUUUGCUCGGAAUGGACAUCUUAAGAUCCACCUCAGAAUCCACACGGGAGAGAAGCCGUAUGAAUGUCUGGAGUGUGGAAAAGCAUUUGCUCGCAAUUCGGAGCUGGUGAGCCACAAGAAAGUCCACACUGCUCUGAAUAUGAACUUUAUUGACCAAUUAUGUUUACCAAACCAAUAACCUGUCUUUGAAAGGAAGCACAGAAUGUGAGGAAUGUAUCUUUACCACAUUAUGUAAUUUCAGAGUCUUCAUCCGCUGUCUUAUGGGCAGUGAAGCCGAGGAGGGCGCUAUAGUUCGAAAUUAGUUUUUAUCCUCCCCACAUCUUGUUGGAGAGUCCGCAGAGAAAACGAUGUGUAGAAAUCUCUGUAAAGAAGAAGAAAGACGCCAUGCAUCCUUUUGUGUCAACAGAUGCACCCAGAUUGUGGACUUUUUUUUUAUUCCACUGUUUGUAGAAAUUUUGGAAGAAAACAAUUACAUUUGUCUGUUGUAGCAUAAAUGGAAAAAGGGGAGCAGAAUGGAGGAAGACAUCUAGUAGUAACUUGAUGACUGAGUGCUUUAAAUUUUAGCAUAGCUAUCAGUCCCAUGUCCUCAUAAAGUGCUGUUGCAUCUGAGGAAGCAGAUUGAUAGCCUCACUUGGUUGUUGCACCCGAGGAAGUGCAUAGAUGCCCAUCAAUGCUAAUUGUAAAAUACAAAUCAUUUAGUUUUGAAGGUGCUGCUAGAUUGCUUUUAUCCCCAGGAGAAGAUCAUCUUUAAAUAAUCAUGUUGAGAAUCUGUAAAACUAGACUCCCAUAACAAGAGGGAUUUGGAUAACCCUCUAUCCUGCUUCCAGGAUGGUCCAGAGUGAGAUACUGACAAGCAGAGCAAGGGGGGGAAACUCCCAAACUCUUCCCAAUUCUUUUCUAUUCUGGCAGUCUUGUGCUUUCGGGGCAAACCUUGCCCCGUUUCAUGUCCCAGCUUUUGUCGGGGGACCCCAAUACGUUUUUGAAAUCCUCCUGAAAUUGGGAGGGCUUUUUCGGAUCAGGGUCCCAAAAUUCGGACCACUAUUGAGGUGGGGGAGGCUUCCUAUACACUAGCACCCCUUCCCGGCGUUCUUCUUACCUGGUACCUGCUGUUGCUCCUCAGGAGAAAGGUGCUCAGCUACAGACAGGCCUGGAGCACACCUGUAAGCUCCGCCAGCUGCCCCACAGGCUCUGCCACACUCUUGGAGUGAGUGUGUGUGUGUUUGUGUGGGGUGGAGCCUGCAGACAGGCCUGAAGUGUGCCUACAGGCCCUGCCACACUCUCAGAGAGUGUGUGUAUGGCGGGGUCAGCAGACAAGCCUGGUGUGCACCUACAGACCUUGCUACACACUUGAAGAGUGUGUGUGUGUGUAGCGGGGUCUGUAGGCAGUACUGGAGUGUGCCUGCAGCCUAGCUCCAGACCUGUCCAAAUGCAGCUCAACAUGAAAGCAGGCUUUCAUGUUGAGCAGAUUUCCAUGUGUGGAAGGGGCUUCCUGUUUCGUGCUUCCGAAGACACGAAUGAAACGGUAGGAACGAAUUUUGCGCACAUGACUAAUUCUGCGGUUCUGAUGGUAGCGUUUACCUGUUCUUAAUUUCUGAAUCUGUUCGUUGUGUCUCCUAUUUUUGAGCAGGAGAACAUCACCUUUGAUGGUUAAAUGGUUAAGGAUCAAUAAUUCAAGCUGAAGCCGCUGUGGAAAAGAACGGCUGGCUUUUGGCGAUUGAUUGUGGUGUUUUGUAAUAGUUUUCAAUGAAGUAGUCUCCUUAUUCUCUUGGAGCAUAGAAAGAAAAAAGGGAGGGGUAGGAACUGGGAGGGAAAGAAAUCUAGUGGUGUUUUGAAGACCAAUUUAUAUUUUAGCAUGAGCUUUCCUGGGUUAAUCAAUCAAUUUCUCUUCAGAUGCAAUGGUGGAAUGGUUUUUAAAGCCUGGGCAUAUUUAGAUUGAAAGGUGCACAUUGUGACCAUUGCCCUAAAUUGUCAAAGGGCUGUGUGAGGUGAUACAAAUUUUUCAAUUUUUUACAUUGUUCGUUUAGUGUUAGUAUGUGAAAUCAACAAAUCCGCUUGCCCACAGUCAGUUUCCUUUGGGUCAAAAGCUUUACUGAGAAGAUUCCUUUUGUCGUCUGUGCAGUAGCAAGGACUUGUAUUAAUAUAUAUGUAGUGUGCCAUGAAGCCAUUAUCUUUGUUCAUUCUUCUGGUAAUGAGAUUACUGAAUAUAAAUUCAAUUUGGUUGUUUCGCUUUCUAGUUUUCCUUUGUAAUUUCUUUGUUCAACAACUUUGUAUGUGCAAAAAGGCCUGUUCAGCAAUAAGUGGAAGGAAACUGGGCUUUCUUGCAAAACUUUGUUAUAGUCGAAUUUUGAAUCUAUUUCUCCUUCAAAGCUUCAAUGUUUUUAAUGUAUCACACAUUUAUAGGGUCAAUCAAUAAAUCUUUCAGUUAUCUGGAAAA